AUGAGUCGAGUAUCCGCUAUUAGCCAGAUGUAUCCCCCCACCCCUGGGUGGACGGAAAAGGACAUAUCAGAUCUGAGCGACAAGGUCUAUAUCGUAACGGGCUCCAAUGCCGGUGUUGGCAAGGAAGUUGCCAAGAUAUUGUAUUCCAAGAAUGCGACGGUGUAUGCAGCUGCGCGUAAUGAGGAGAAGAAUCUAGCAGCCAUCAAUGCAACCAAGGAAGCUUUUCCGUCAUCAACAGGCAGGUUGGAGCAUCUGCAUCUCGACCUCGGUGACUUGAAUACCAUCAAGAAAUCUGCUGAGACUUUUCUUUCGAAAGAGAAAAAGCUCCAUGUGUUGUUCAACAAUGCGGGUGUCAUGUUGCCACCGCAAGGUAGCAAGACUGCGCAGGGGUAUGAGCUCCAGCUUGGUACCAAUUGCGUUGGGCCAUUCCUGUUCACGAAACUCCUUACGCCACUGCUCAUAGAAACCGCAAAGACAGCACCGAAGGACUCAGUUCGUGUAGUAUGGGUUUCCUCCUCAGCGGCUGAGGCUUUGAGCCCCAAGAACGGCCUUGACGUGGACAAUCUGGACUACAGCAAGGAUGAUGGAGUCUAUAUGAAUAAGCUAGGUGGAAAGUAUGGCGUCAGCAAAGCAGGCAACUACUAUCAUGCCACCGAAUAUGCGAGGAGGCACCGCGAGGAUGGCGUCAUCAGCAUUGCGCUCAAUCCAGGCAAUUUAGCAUCUGAUCUCGACCGCCACAUAUAUCUCGUGCAGAAGCUAUUGCUGAAGUGGCUGAUAACCUACCCACCAAUUCACGGUGCCUACACAGAGCUCUUUGCCGGAAUUUCUGAUCAAUUGACUCUGGAAAAGUCUGGAGGCUGGAUCGUCCCUUGGGGCCGAUUUAGUGAGAUGCGCGCCGACCUCGUUUCGGGUUCAAAAUUGGAGUCCGAGGGUGGAAGCGGCAUCGCGCAAAAAUUUUGGGAGUGGUCUGAAGACCAAGUUAGAGCUUAUGUGCAGGCCUCUUUCGACACGAGAAUAUUACCGCCUCAAGGCAACUUCAGCUAUUAUGCAGCAAACCACCUUGGCGAAUACGCUGACCCGCAACUAAAACACUUCUGGCCGGGGACUAUCCCGGAUCCGGAUGUCUAUGAACCACCGUUCCCGACAUAUUUUGGUGAUUUUCGGACUGAGCCGAUCUUUUCGAUAGCGUUCUCCGCAUUGGUUAAUCCAGGUGCAGACACUACCUUUGUGGGGAAGAACGCCAACGAUGGUACCAACGAUAAGACCGCAGCAUUGCCCGAGUCAUCUUACGUGUAUCCCAGUGAUGAAUGA
Messenger RNA from Truncatella angustata, 1311 nucleotides. RefSeq lists its product as uncharacterized. The coding region runs from base 1 to 1311 and encodes 436 amino acids. The record is from RefSeq and is a predicted model, not a curated record. The transcript is spliced from 5 exons. NCBI's taxonomy places the organism in Eukaryota, Fungi, Ascomycota, Sordariomycetes, Amphisphaeriales, Sporocadaceae.